This is a messenger RNA of Xyrauchen texanus (razorback sucker), 1077 nucleotides long. Its product is annotated as insulin-like growth factor-binding protein 1. The transcript is spliced from 4 exons. Gene Ontology annotation, molecular function: insulin-like growth factor II binding; insulin-like growth factor I binding. Bases 132 to 920 code for a protein of 262 amino acids. Lineage: Eukaryota; Metazoa; Chordata; Actinopteri; Cypriniformes; Catostomidae. The record is from RefSeq and is a predicted model, not a curated record. Gene Ontology annotation, biological process: regulation of insulin-like growth factor receptor signaling pathway. Gene Ontology annotation, cellular component: extracellular region.
CGAUUCGGAGAGAGGUAUUCAUUUUGGAGAGCGCAAAGAGAGCGGUGGCAACCCGAGGAACUCCACUUUUCACUUCAGCCGAUAUUUAUUUAUUUAUCUAUCUAUCUAUUUAUUCUGACCUUUGCUUUGGGAUGAGCGGACUGCUUCUGAAAAUUUUCUGGGUGGCAGCAUUUAGCCCACUCCUCUCGGCGCCGGGGCUCCGGGCUUCUCCGGUGGUGGGGCAGGAACCCAUUCGUUGCGCGCCGUGCUCCCCGGAGCGGAUAGCCGAGUGUCCCGCGGUGGAUGCCGGCUGUGAGGAAGUGCGUCCUGAGCCGGGCUGCGGCUGCUGCCUUGCCUGCGCGCUGAAGAGGGGUGACCAGUGCGGAAUCUACACUGCGCCCUGCGGCUCGAGGCUCCGCUGCUUACCCAAACCAGGAGAACCCCGACCUCUACACGCGCUCACCCGAGGACAAGCGGUGUGCACUGAGACCCCCGAACCCGAUCAGAACCAAAACGCCCAGACGCAAGAUCAUCCAGAGUCUCAUAACGGGGCAACGGCGGCGAAUGAAGGAAGCUCUGCCCUCUUUGUACCCGGCCACGGAAAGCCUUUCGACCCGUGGGUCAUCACCGCCAAAGAGAGCAUGAAGGCGAAAAUCAACGCCAUACGCAAAAAACUUGUCGAGCAGGGUCCUUGUCAUAUUGAACUGCUGACAGCUCUUGAUAAAAUUACUAAAUCCCAGCAGAAACUGGGAGACAAACUGACCAGAUUCUACAUUCCAAAUUGUGACAAACAUGGUCUAUACAAAGCCAAACAGUGUGAAUCAUCUCUGGAUGGUCAGAGGGGGAAGUGUUGGUGUGUGUCAUCCUGGAAUGGGAAGAAAAUUCCUGGAUCAAGUGACCUGCCAGCAGAUGCCGUGUGUCCCGAGGAACUCAGCCACUGAUUUCUCUCUUACAAAAACACAUACAUACGUUCAUAUAGACCAUUAUGCCACAUAUUUUUAUUGUUAUAUAUUUUUUUUAGUAUUUAUUUAUUGUUAGUGGUGAUAUUAAAUACAGGUACACUGUUUUGAUUUAUUAAACUCCCUGAACUCUCAAAAA